AUGGAUCUUUUAUCCUCGACGCCUUCCUUGUUGCGGACCCAACUUUCCGGUGUGGCCGGGUCUGUUUCGCUUGCCUGCUGGCUGGUUCUUCUGCUGCCGCAACUCAUCGAGCAAUGGCGCCUCAAAUCCGCCGAGGGAAUCUCUCCCUUGUUCCUUAUUCUGUGGACACUUGGUGACAUUUUGAACCUUGUGGGCGCGUUAUGGGCCGGGUUGUUGCCCCAGGUUGUUUUAUUAGCCGCCUGGUUCACCUUCGCGGACGGAUUCACCUUGGCAUUCUACUACUACUUCACCUACAUCUAUCCAAAGAGAUUGUCGCAAGAACAGGCUCCGUUGCUCGGCCAAACGUCGCGUCGGAAAUCGUCCACGCUCGACGACGUGGUUCUCCAGCCCCAAAACCACUCAAUCUUCGUCAAGUACAUCUUGCCCCUGCUUGCCGUCUUCGCAGCAGGCUUCAUUGGGUUCCUCUGCUCGUCUCCACCAAAAGAACAACCAGAUACAGAAAUGGCCCUCGGCGCACAAAUCUGCGGCUACCUGUCCGCGCUCCUCUAUCUAAGCGCCAGAUUGCCCCAGAUUGCCCAGAAUUACACAAAGAAAUCGUGCAAGGGUCUCAGUCUGCUGUUCUUUAUGCUGUCAACCUUCGGAAACAUCACCUACGGCCUGCAGAUCCUGUUCUACCGCUCCGACUGGGACUACAUCGUCCUCAACAGCAGCUGGCUGCUCGGCUCGUUGGGCACCAUCCUCGAGGACGCCGUCAUCUUUGUCCAGUUCUACAUGUACCGCGACCCUGCUGCCGUGUUCGACUAG
Molecule: messenger RNA, 804 nt
Organism: Ogataea philodendri
Lineage: Eukaryota; Fungi; Ascomycota; Pichiomycetes; Pichiales; Pichiaceae
Exons: 1
Coding region: 1-804 (267 amino acids)
Biological process (GO): basic amino acid transmembrane export from vacuole
Cellular component (GO): fungal-type vacuole membrane
Source: RefSeq, a predicted model, not a curated record